Messenger RNA from Purpureocillium lilacinum, 996 nucleotides. RefSeq lists its product as uncharacterized. Lineage: Eukaryota; Fungi; Ascomycota; Sordariomycetes; Hypocreales; Ophiocordycipitaceae. The record is from RefSeq and is a predicted model, not a curated record.
AUGACCCGGAGACCUGUCCGCAGCUCGGCGUCGCGCCUGGUGCCUCGCACCUACACUCUCCAGGCGGCAUCGUCGGCCGCCACGCCGGCGUCCUCGACCACCACGACGCCCAUGAGCUCCGCCUACCCGUCGACCUACAACUCCGAGGUCGAGGCCGACGACGAGGUCGCCAAGAUUUCUCUCGCCUCCCUCACCCUCGACACUCCGCUCGUGCCCCUCCGCCGCGCCCGCCGCGUGCCCGAAAAGCCCUUCCCCUUCCUGUCUUUGCCCUCGGAGCUCCGCGUCAAGGUCUACCAACACUUCUUCGCGAACACGGACCCGGUCCUCGACCUGUCGCCGGACAACUACAAGCGAAUCCACAAGCACCUCGGGCUCAUGCGCGUCUGCCGCCAGAUCCGCGCAGAGGCCACCCACUUCUUCUACAGCACGCGCUCCUUCCGCCUCUUCCCCACCUAUCCGGGCCGUUACUUCAAGUCCAAGCGCCCGCUGCUGGCGCGCCUCAAGCCUGGCCAGAGGGAGUGCAUCACAACCCUCGAACUGCGCCUCGGUCCGGGUUGGAAUGCGCCGCCCAAAGGCUGGGUCGUCAACGAUGCGCUCGGCCUCAAGGACUGCGUCAACGUGCGCAAGCUAUCUGUCUUUGUCGAGUGCGACCCCAGCGACGGCGUCUUCAAGGGCUUCCGCCGCUCCGAGGGGUUCUACGAAGGCUUCAGCCGCAAGCUGCUCGCCAGCGUUGCUGAGACGCUACCCCACCUUGCCGUCAUCGAAUUUGACGGCUGGUCCAGCGUCAAGAAGAGCGGCGCCAUGAUGCAGGGCCUGCUCGACGUCGCGGCCCAGACCGGGCGUCUCAUCCGCUGGGGCCCCGAGCGCGGCUGGACAGAUGCCGACGAAGACGAGGAGCCGCCCAAGUUGGACACCAACGAGGACCCGGCAGCAUUGUACUUGAAUGGGAUGCCCAUGCAAGGCUACGCCCAGAACAUCCUGGUCGCAGCAUCGUGA